Messenger RNA from Aethalodelphis obliquidens (Pacific white-sided dolphin), 2211 nucleotides. RefSeq names its product zinc finger protein 160-like. The record is from RefSeq and is a predicted model, not a curated record. The coding region runs from base 246 to 1976 and encodes 576 amino acids. The transcript has 4 exons. Gene Ontology annotation, molecular function: RNA polymerase II cis-regulatory region sequence-specific DNA binding; DNA-binding transcription factor activity, RNA polymerase II-specific. Gene Ontology annotation, biological process: regulation of transcription by RNA polymerase II. Gene Ontology annotation, cellular component: chromatin; transcription regulator complex; PcG protein complex. NCBI's taxonomy places the organism in Eukaryota, Metazoa, Chordata, Mammalia, Artiodactyla, Delphinidae.
GAACGACGAUCGCUGUGCGGGGCGUAAAUUUUUCUAGUGUAAAUCUGUGCUACGUGGUCCCCCCUUACUCCAUCCUCAGGGUCUCGGAGUCACUUCAGACCUAAAAUCCCAUCACCCGGCCCUACGCCCGAAGUAAAUCCAGACGUCGCCGAUACAGGUCGGCUUUGAAGAUCGACCUCUAAAGACUCACAUCGUCUGAGGAAGAAGCCCAGAAGAGGAGGGAGAGGAAAGAAAAGGAGUCAGAAAUGGCUCUUUCUCAGGGACCGUUAACAUUCAAGGAUGUGGCCAUAGAAUUCACUGAGGAGGAGUGGGAAUGCCUGGACCCUGCCCAGAGGGCCUUAUACAGGGAUGUGAUGUUGGAGAACUACAGGAACCUGAUCUCCGUGGAUAUCUCUUACAUGCAUGUGAUCAAGAUAUUACAACUGAAAGCAAAUACUGAUAGAGGAGAAGUAUUCCAAACCGUGAUGUCAGAAAGACAUGAAAGGAAUGAAAUGAAACAUUUUUACCUCAGCGAUGUUCAAGAAAAUAUGUAUGACUUAGUGUCUCAGAAGAGAGAUGAGGAAAGUGAUUACAACCAAAUACCUAUAACCUAUAACGAAAAUCUCACUGAGAAGGGAGAGGAACAUGUUAGAAGUGUUGCAGGAAUCAAGCCUAUUGAAAAUAGGCUGGCAUUAAGCUUUUGGGUUGAACUGCAUAUAUUUAAAAGUGAAGAGAAGAUUGAUGAAUUUAUUCAAGUGGACAAGGAUAUCAGGAGUAGUGCCUCAUUUUCACCACUUGAAGGAACUUCUUCUAGUGUGCAAACCAACAUUUCUAGUACACAUGCGAGUAGUUUUAUGCGUCCUUCAGUAGUGACACAAGAACAGGAAGCACACAGGGAAGGAUCUUACAAAUGUAAUCUGUGUGGCAAAACCUUCCUUCAGGGAUCAUACCUCAAAAGACAUCAGAUCUUCCAUACAGGAGGGAAAGUACAUAAAUGUGAUGUAUGUGAAAAAGUCUUUACUCACAAUUCACACCUUGCAAGUCAUCAGAGAACUCAUACUGGAGAGGAACCUUACAAAUGUAAUGAGUGUGGGAAAAUCUUUCAUUACAGCUCAGAACUUGGAAGACAUCAGUUUCUCCAUACAGAAGAGAAAUUACAUAAAUGUGAUGUAUGUGAAAAUGUCUUUAUUCGAAAUUCAUUCCUUGCAAGAUAUCGGAGAAAUCAUAAUGGGGAGAAACCUUAUAAAUGUAAUGAGUGUGGCAAAUUCUUUAAUCAAAAGGCAUACCUUAUAAAGCAUCAGAGAGUUCAUAAUGAAGAGAAGUCUUACAAAUGUAAUGUGUGUAGCAGGGUCUUCAAUCGAAAUUCAAAUCUUGAAAGUCAUCAGAGAAUUCAUACUGGAGAGAAACCUUACAAAUGUAAUGACUGUGGCAGGUUCUUUUCUCAAAAGCCAAACCUUGGAAAGCAUCAGAGAGUUCAUACUGGAGAGAAACCUUACAAAUGUAAUGAGUGUGGGAAAAUCUUUCAUUACAGCUCAAAACCUGGCAGACAUCAGUUUCUCCAUACAGAAGAGAAAUUACAUAAAUGUGAUGUGUGUGAAAAUGUCUUUCCUCAAAAUUCAUUACUUGCAAGAUAUCAGAGAAAUCAUACUGGGGAGAAACCUUAUAAAUGUAUUGAGUGUGGUAAGUUUUUUAGUCGAAAAGCACACCUUAAAAGUCAUAAGGGAACUCAUACUGGAGAGAAACCUUACAAAUGUAUUAAGUGUGGCAAGCUCUUUAGUCGAAAAAGUAACCUAACAAGACAUCAGAGAAUUCAUACGGGAGAGAAACCUUACAAGUGUAUCGGGUGUGAUAAGUUCUUUAGUCGAAAAGCACACCUUAUAAGACACCAGACAAUUCAUACUGGAGAGAAUCCUUACAAACGUGAUGAGUGUGCCAUGGUCUUUAGUGAAAAAUCACACCUUGUAAGUCAUCAAAAAAUUCACACCGGAGAGAGCUGAUACAAAAGUAAUGAGUUUGGCAAAACCUUUUAUCACAUCUCAGCCCUCACUCAACACCUGAGAAUCCAUACAGGACAGAAAUUAUAUUGGGUUGCCCAGAAGGUUCAGUUUUUUCCGUAAGGUGGCUCUAGGAGCACUUAGUUGUCUUUAACUUCAUUCAAACAAUUUUGUUAGAUUUUAUGUGACAGCUGCGAUAUCAGCGUGCAUUUUAAAAAAAGACAUAAAAAUUGGUGAA